UAGAACGCGGCAUGUCGCUUCUACUCCACUCAACAGCCCAGCUAUGACUCGGACACGCAUUCCGACAGGACCGCUUUCACUCUACACUGGGUCAGCUUUGCUUCUCUUAUGUCUUUCCAUUACUGCCCAAUCCAAUUUUCAAGUUACAGCCCCUAAGAUUGUAGCUAUAGAGCACAAAUCUGAAGGUCAAUGCUAUUCCAUCACCUGCAAAGUAAAGACUAAUGGAUUUAAGGAGGAGACAAUGGUGUACUGGUUGGCCAAUAGCACCUUUGUAGAGAGAGCCUUCAGGAGAGGCAGAGUGAUGGCCAAAGAGAAAACGUCUCCCAGCAGCUCAGAAUAUCUCCAGACUGAGUUGGUCUUCACAAGGGUUUUACCGAAGGACCUUGUCACCAAUUUUACCUGCAUAGCACUUAACCCAGCUGGAUUUGACAAGAAAAUUACUCAAAUUAUGUCAACGGUUCAGAGGUGCCGAAGAUUCAGAGCUGCAUCACGUACAAAUCUCAAGCGGAUCUCUGGUCGACAGCUGGAAAGACAGUAUUAAAGUUCUGCAGGCUUCUGUUUUUUAUAUGUUUGUACCAGAAUACUUUUAAAGCAUAUCCUUGUUACUAUGUUUUAAUAUAUAGAAUUAUUUGUGCUGCUAUUUUGCAGUACUGUUUUAUUUUUAAGAAUUAUGUUGUAUGUUACUGAGAUUAUUAUGCUAGUAAAUUUCUGCAGAAGGAUGUAAAUUUUACAUGCAGGCAUGUUAAUACAUUCUUUAUCACCAGUUUGUAUA
Trichomycterus rosablanca is the source of this 772-nucleotide messenger RNA. Its product is annotated as interleukin-1 receptor type 2-like. The record is from RefSeq and is a predicted model, not a curated record. The coding region runs from base 44 to 541 and encodes 165 amino acids. The transcript has 6 exons. Lineage: Eukaryota; Metazoa; Chordata; Actinopteri; Siluriformes; Trichomycteridae.